Phialemonium atrogriseum is the source of this 1562-nucleotide messenger RNA. Its product is annotated as major facilitator superfamily domain-containing protein. Gene Ontology annotation, cellular component: fungal-type vacuole membrane. Gene Ontology annotation, molecular function: transmembrane transporter activity. The coding region runs from base 90 to 1523 and encodes 477 amino acids. Gene Ontology annotation, biological process: transmembrane transport. Lineage: Eukaryota; Fungi; Ascomycota; Sordariomycetes; Cephalothecales; Cephalothecaceae. The transcript is spliced from 4 exons. The record is from RefSeq and is a predicted model, not a curated record.
AGAUAUAAUUAAUUAUAAACUACCCGCCACGGUGAACGACGGCAGUUGACGACCAACCGAUCCAGCGGCUGAACACCAACAAACUAGAAAUGGCGACGGAGGGUAGAAAGCGGUUGUCUGUCGCCACACGCCGUGUCCUCGAAGAGCUCGGCCUCGCCUCCCUGUACCGCUCGCAUGUCGACGUCAAGCUGUUGUGCCUGCAGCGCUUCGUGAGGCUGUUCGCAUACGGCGCGUCGACGCUGGUCCUCGUCUCAUUCCUUCGGGAGCUGGGCAUCUCCCAGAGGCGCAUUGGUCUCUUCAUGACCUUAACGCUGACCGGUGACGUCGCCAUUAGCUUUGUGCUGGCCCUGUUUGCCGAUGGGGUCGGUCGCAGAGCCGUCCUGGCGCUCGGCGCUGCCCUGAUGAUCGCGAGCGGCGUGGUCUUUGCCCAGUUUGAGAACUACUGGGUGUUGCUCGCCGCGGCAGUUUUUGGCGUCAUAAGCCCGAGCGGACGAGAGAUUGGGCCAUUCCGGGCUGUCGAGGAGAGCACAGUCGCCCACCUGACCACUGCAGGCGAUAGGAGUGACAUCUACGCCUGGUACAGCCUUCUUGGGAAUGCCGGGACGGCGUUUGGCAUGAUUACAUGCGGACGGGUAAUCCACCACCUGGACGAAGAUCUCGGCUGGCAACUCGUCGAUGCAUACCGAAUGGUCUUCUACGGCUAUGCAGCGCUGGGCGUGGCGAAGAUUACGCUAGCACUCAUGCUCAGCAGUGCCGUAGAAUUGGAGAAACCCGCCACCGAAGAGCAGCCAGCGCCCACCUCCACCAGCAACAGCGAGGAGACAGCGCCCCUUCUGGCAGGUGAGACGGCAGAGAGUGACGCGUCAGAAAGGGACACGGCCCCGAAGGCUGCCAACUCACGGGGACGAUCAUUGCUCUCGGGAAUCAGUCGAGAGAGCGUCCGAGUUAUGGUCAGCCUGUGCCUUUUGUUUGCGCUGGACAGCUUUGCCUCAGGACUUGCUCCUUUGUCUUGGAUAACAUUCUUCUUCCGGUCACGCUAUAAUCUAGGGGAGGGCAAGCUUGGCCCGGUUUUCUUCACCUCGAGUAUCAUCUCGGCAGCCUCUGCAAUUGUAGCCUCUUCCCUAGCUAAGCGUUUCGGAAACGUCAAGACAAUGGUCUUUACCCACCUUCCAUCAGCCGUAUUCCUCGCGCUAAUUCCGAUUCCGAACGACGUACACCUCUCCGUCAUGUUUCUUCUCCUACGCGCUUGCACGCAAUCCAUGGAUGUCGCACCGCGCUCCGCCUUCCUGGCCGCCAUCGUUCAGCCGCAGGAAAGGACGGCGAUCAUGGGCCUAGUUAACGUGGUGAGCACUGCUUCGCAGAGCCUGGGACCGUUGAUCACCGGCGUGCUGGCCGAGUACAACUUCUUCUGGGUUUCGUUUAUCUGCGCCGGAAGCCUAAAGGCGUGUUACGACCUCGGUUUGCUGGCUCUAUUCAAGAACCACGAGCGAGACAGGGCGAGGCGUAGGAGUACAGAGGCUUGACUGACUGACUCGCCCGUUCUGUCCAACCAGACCCCUGCU